Molecule: messenger RNA, 965 nt
Organism: Mercurialis annua (annual mercury)
Lineage: Eukaryota; Viridiplantae; Streptophyta; Magnoliopsida; Malpighiales; Euphorbiaceae
Exons: 2
Coding region: 94-825 (243 amino acids)
Source: RefSeq, a predicted model, not a curated record
CCUGUAAUUUAGAGUUUACUUCUAAAGAAAAAUCAAGAAACCACUACAAAAUCUCUCAUUUUCCUUUCUGUUUUUAAAGAAAACAAAACUAUAAUGGAUACUGAUAGCAAGCAAUCGAAGGAAAGUUCGUCUGAUGUUAAGAACUCAACUGUUAAGGAACUUGUUGACAAGAAUAAUUCUGUGGAAGAGGAUGAAGGAACUGCUAUUCUUGCCGGUGCCGGUGAGGAAAAAGUCGGUGGUGCUGCUGAUAAUUUGGGUAACACUGGUGCAGUUGAUAACGAUAAUGGCGAGGGUGAUGCUGGUGAUAAUGGUAAUGGCGAGGGUGAUGCUGGUGAUAAUUUAGGAGAGGGUGGUGCUUAUGAUGACGGUAACGGCGUCGGUGAUGCUGGGAAUAAUUUGGGCGACGGUGGUGCUAUUGAUGACGGUAACGGCGUCGGUGAUGCUGGGGAUAAUUUGGGAGACGGCAAUGCUAAUGAUGACGGUAUCGGCAUCGGUGAUGCUGGGGAUAAUAUGGGUGACGGUGGUGCUAAUGAUGACGGUAACGGCAACGGUGAUGCUGUGGAAAAUUUGGGUGACGGUGGUGCUAAUGAUAACGGUGACGGUGACGGCGGUGCGGGUGAUAAUAAUUUGGAUAACGGCGGUGCGGGUGAUAAUAAUUUGGAUAACGGCGGUGCGGGUGACGACGAGAACGGUAACGGAGGUGGUGAACAUUGGGCUAUACGAAUAAUUAAUUUGUGGGGACCGGCAGUGCUAGUAGUAACGCUGUUGGCAAUGUUGGCGCUGUUAAUAACGGUGUACGUGCUCAAGGCGCAAAAACAUAAAUAGACAGUUUAGCUUGUUAUGAGAUAUUGGGUUAGCUAUUAUUGUUUUUUUAGCUAAGUGAAAGUAGGGGCAGAGUUGUAAUUGUAUUUGGAGUUGACAGAUUUUAAUAUCUUAAUCACCUUCUUAAAUAAAUAACCACAAUC